Molecule: messenger RNA, 2134 nt
Organism: Acomys russatus (golden spiny mouse)
Lineage: Eukaryota; Metazoa; Chordata; Mammalia; Rodentia; Muridae
Gene: Rhbdd3
Product: rhomboid domain containing 3
Exons: 9
Coding region: 637-1857 (406 amino acids)
Cellular component (GO): membrane
Molecular function (GO): serine-type endopeptidase activity; protein binding
Source: RefSeq, a predicted model, not a curated record
GGGCCAGAUCACGCGCCCGUGUGUGUGUGUGCGUGUGUGUGUGUGUUCGCGCCGUGGGUUUAGGGCACCUAGGUCUUGGCCCGGAGCUGGCGGCCCGAUUUCCAGGCGAGCCGCCCCCCCAACCCGGUUUCCCAGGAAAAGAGAACCCAGGCCCGAGAAACUGAGUACUUUCCCCCCCAAAGUUACAAAGCUGAAUUCGACCCAGACCCCGGGACUCCCCCAUCUGUGCACCACCCGGAAGCAUCUUCCCUGCCCUUGACUUUCCAUUCUGCCCUCCUGGCUUCCUAGUUAAGGUUCCGUUUUAUUCAGUGAAGCUAUGGCUGGCGAUAGAGGCUCAGUGUUACUGCUUGCCGAGGAUGUGUGAGGCCCUGGUUUCCACCCCCACUGCCAAGAAAGAGAAGAGGACUCGGGGCCUAGUUCUGUAUGGCCAUGGAGCCGUCCCUUAGUGCCCAGGGAUGGAAUGGUUGUGGGACGCUGCAAGAGGAAGCUUCAGUUUAGGUGACCCUGCCUCCAGCACUGGGAAGCAAAUCCAGGUGCCUGCAUCUCUGAUGGCCUUGUAUUCCUGAUCCUCUUGUGUCAGCUCCUGAGUGCUAAGAUUACAGGUGUGUACUACCACACUGGCCCCAUCAGGACUGAAUGCAUGGCCCCUGCCCAUCCCAGACACAUGGGCAGCACAGAGCCUCAGGACCGCCUUUGACCACCAUCAACCAAACCAUGCGUGCCUGGGGCCGCCCUGGGCCACUGUCCCGGGCACUGCCCCUUGCUUCCUCAGUCCUGAUGCUGCUGCUGAGCUGCCUGUGGUUAUUGGGGGCCGGCCCCAGCCUCACAUUGAGUCCAGAGCUGCUAAUGGAUCCCUGGCAGGUGCACCGGCUGCUGACCCAUGCUCUGGGCCACACUGCACUGCCAGGCCUGCUCCUGAGCCUGUUACUACUGCCCACUCUGGGCUGGUGGCAGGAGGGCCGCCUGGGUACUCUGCGCUUCCUGCACAACUCCACCUUGUUUGCCCUGGCUACCGGGCUGCUGGCUGCGCUGCUGGCAGGCCUCGGGGUGUUCAGUGCAGCUGGAGGCUGUGGGUAUAUGCCUGUCCAUCUGGCCAUGCUGGCAGGGCACAGUUACUACCCCGGAUGGCCUCAGGGGACAUUGCCACCAUGGCUGCUCCCAUGGCUGCUGCUGGCCCUGACCCCGCUGCUGAGCUCUGAGCCACCCUUCCUACAGCUCCUUUGUGGCCUUCUUGCUGGCCUAGCCUAUGCUGCUGGGGCCUUCCGGUGGCUGGAGCUCUCAGAGCGGAGACUGCAGCUGUUACAGGAAGGUGUUCUUUGCAGAACUCUGGCCCGGGGCUGGCCACUGAGGCUCCUUCCCACCCCAGGCAGUCUAGCUGAACUGCCUGUCACUUACCCUGCUGGAGUAAGGCCUGCCACUCUUGGACCUCCUUACCUGGAUUUACCAAGCUCCUGGGCUCACAGUGAUGGCUCUGCCCAGCUCCCACCAGGCCUGACAUGGAAGGACUCAGAGAGGGGCUUGGACUGGGCUGGGUUCAGCUUUGCUCCAGGAACACCAAUGUGGGCAGCCCUAGACGAGCAAAUGCUACAGGAAGGGAUCCAGGCCUCGCUUCUUGAUGCAUCAGUCCAGGGUCCUCAGAACCCACUGUGGUUGCCCAAGUCCUCUGUGUCUUCUCUAAGGCUGCAGCAGCUCCAGCACAUGGGAUUCCCCACUGAGCAGGCUGCAGUGGCCUUGGCAGCUACAGGGCGUGUGGAAGGCGCAGUGUCACUGCUGGUUGAAGGGCUAGUGGAUACUGAGCCCCUCAUGACUGAGGGGAGGAGUGGUCCUGCCCACUGCAAGGACACUGGGCCCUCAUAGUCCAAGGGUAGGCCUGGUCUGAGUCCUUGCCCUGGCUACCGAGGGCGUGGUGGGGUCUUGAAAGCAUCCCUGGGAGCAGGAGUGGGCCCCAGCUUGCUGCCCUGGUACUUUGUAAGAAUAAAAGCUGAUUUGUUUUCCAACCAGGCCUCCUGAGUGGCACUUGCCGUGUUCGGAUCUUCUGUGUUGGCACCAGGGAGGAUGAAGGAGUGAGCAAGCAGUGAAUGAGUGGCUGAUGGCAAAGGGUGACUCCUGGUGUCUAGGACCACAGGGCUCCUGU